AUGGCUCCAUCGGUAGACCAGGCUUCGGCUGCUCCGGCAGCCAACUCGCCGUCGUCGCUCGACGAUGUCUCCAAGGUCAAGUCGGCGCUGCUCAGCGCGGCCCACUCGACGCCCAGGAGCGGCUCCCACACGCCCAUUGACCACAUCAUCGCAAACACGGCCGGAUACACCGACACUGUCUUUGAGGGCAAGGCCGACCAGGCCGCCCAGGUCAAGAAGCUCCUCUCCAGCAAGGGCUUCAUCCGCCCCGAUCUCGUCGACGCUGAGGUCGAUUGGUUCUACCAGAACCUCGGUAUCGAUGACACCUACUUUGCCCUCGAGAGCGUCGAGACGGUCGCAGACCACGUUCUCGCGCUCUUUGGCGCCAAGAUCAUGGCCUACACCAAGCACUCCAACAGCCUCGAGAUCGACCUCGAGAAGGAGUCCGAGAACGGCGCCGUCUUCAUCCACUCGUCCCAGGCCGGCAAGUCGCAGGCAGAGGGCCCCCAGUGGGAGCGCCGCAUCGACGCCAACUACCUCGACAAGUCGUCCGUCGAAAAGGCCUACCGCCUCGAGACCUACCGCUCCGCCGGCUCGGUCUCGGCCCAGUCGCAGCAGCAGCUCCGAUGCUACUUCCUCGCAAAGUGCAACUUUGUCGAGCCCCGCCCCGCCCCGGACUCGCCCAGCUACGCAGACAUCCGCGCCGUCUCGGACAAGACCUUCCUCACCAAGGCCAGCGACAACACGCUCGACAUCUACCAGAGCAUCAUGGACGAGGUCCUCCGCCGCCAGGGCCCCGUCAUCGAGAUGUUCGAGGUCGAGGGCAGCCGGGAGCGCAGGAUCGUCAUCGGCUACCGAAUGGGCACCACCAACAGCUUCUUCAGCGCCCUCUCGGACCUCUACCACUUCUACGGCCUCUUCUCGUCGCGCAAGUACGUCGAGCAGUUCUCCAACAACGUCACCAUCAUCUCGAUCUACCUCAACCCGCUCCCCGCUUCCAACAGCCCUCCCAUUGAGCACUCGAUCCACCAGGUCAUGAAGGAGGCCUCCCUCAUCUACGUCCUCCCGGACAACCCCUUCUUUCAGCCCGCUCUCGCAGAGAACACCCACGCCGUGCAGGAGGCCACCUACGCCUACGUCGGCUGGCUCUUUGCCCAGCACUUCUGCAACCGCCUCGGCCAGGCGUACCAGUCGCUCCGCAACGUGCUCAACGAGAACGACUCGCAGCAGGCCGCCAUCCUCAACGAGAUCAAGCUGCGUUUCCGUGAAGAGACCUUCACGCGUCAGUCGAUUCAGGAGGUCAUCGAGAACCACCCGACCCUCAUCCGCCUGCUCUACGUCCACUUUGCCAACAUCCACUACCCCGGUGGCGCCGACGACCAGGAGCUCGUGCCGACGCUUUCCUACCAGAGGCUCGUCAAGGAGGAGGUGCUCGACGACAACCAGAUGUACGACCGCAUCCGCAAGGCUGCCACCAACUCGCACGAGCGCCAGGUCCUCGAGGCCUUCCUCUUCUUCAACAAGGCCGUCCUCAAGACCAACUUCUACACCCCCACCAAGGUCGCCCUCUCCUUCCGCCUCGACCCCGGCUUCCUUCCCGAGGUCGAGUACCCGGUCAAGCCCUACGGCAUCAUCUUUGUCGUCGGCGCCGAGUUCCGCGGUUUCCACGUGCGCUUCCGCGACGUCGCCCGAGGCGGCAUCCGAAUCGUCCGAUCCAGGAACCGCGAAAACUACUCGAUCAACCAGCGCACGCUCUUCGACGAGAACUACGCCCUCGCCUCCACCCAGCAUCUCAAGAACAAGGAGAUCCCCGAAGGCGGCGCCAAGGGCACCAUCCUGCCCACGCUUGAUGCCAACCCCAAGCUCGCCUUUGAGAAGUACGUCGAUGCCAUCCUCGACCUGCUCAUCAAGGGCCAGACGCCCGGAGUCAAGGAGGAGAUUGUCGACCUGCUCGGCAAGGAGGAGAUCCUCUUCCUCGGCCCCGAUGAGGGAACCGCCGACCUCAUGGACUUUGCCGCCGAGCACGCUCGCGCUCGCGGCGCGCCCUGGUGGAAGUCGUUCACCACCGGCAAGACCGCCGCCACUCUCGGUGGUGUGCCUCACGACGUCUGGGGCAUGACUUCGCUCUCGGUGCGCCAGUACAUUAUCGGCAUCUACCGCAUGCUCGGUCUCCGGGAGCAAGAGGUCACCAAGGUCCAGACGGGCGGUCCCGACGGCGAUCUUGGCUCCAACGAGAUUUUGCUCUCCGUCGACAAGACGGUCGCCAUCAUCGACGGUAGCGGUGUCAUCUACGACCCCGUCGGUCUCAACAGGCAGGAGCUGGUGCGCCUCGCAAAGGCUCGCAAGAUGAUCUCUGAUUUCGACGCCAGCAAGCUCAGCUCGAACGGAUACCGUGUGCUGGUCGAGCAGAACGACGUCAAGCUGCCUACGGGCGAGAUUGUUCCAGACGGCAUUGCUUUCCGCAACACUGCCCACCUACGAUUCAAGGCCGACCUCUUCGUGCCUUGCGGCGGCCGACCCGAGGCGAUCAACAUCUCCAACGUCAACCAGCUCUUUGACCAGGAUGGAAAGCCGCACUUCAAGUACAUUGUCGAGGGUGCCAACCUCUUCAUCACCAGGCAGGCGCGUCUCGAGCUCGAGAAGCGCGGCGUCAUCCUCUACCCGGAUGCUUCGGCCAACAAGGGUGGUGUCACGUCGUCUUCGCUCGAGGUGCUCUGCGGUCUCUCGCUCGAAGACGCCGAGUACGUCGAGUCGAUGCUGUUCAAGGAUGGCAAGCCGACCAACUUCUACCUCUCCUACGUGCGCGACAUCCAGACCAUCAUUGGCCGCAACGCGCGCGCCGAGUUUGAUGCCAUCUGGCGCGAGAACAUCGAGACGGGCAAGCCGCGAUCGACGAUCUCGACGGAGCUCAGCACGACGCUCAACAAGCUCUCGGAGGAGCUCGAGGCGACGGACCUCUUCUCGAACGAGCAGCUGCGAUCCGCGGUUCUGGGCCAGGUGUUCCCGCCGACGCUGAUCAAGAAGGUGGGGCUUGCCAAGCUCAUUGAGCGCAUCCCCGAGGCGUAUGCUCGCUCUGCGUUCGCUGCCAAGGUGGCUGCCAGCUUCGUCUACGCCAACGGCCCCAACGCCAGCCACGUCGACUUUUACAAGCACAUUUCGACGCUCCUGUCGCAGCCUGCGCCCGCUGCCGCGACGGCGCAGCACUGA
Moesziomyces antarcticus is the source of this 3186-nucleotide messenger RNA. RefSeq names its product NAD-dependent glutamate dehydrogenase. Gene Ontology annotation, cellular component: mitochondrion. Lineage: Eukaryota; Fungi; Basidiomycota; Ustilaginomycetes; Ustilaginales; Ustilaginaceae. The record is from RefSeq and is a predicted model, not a curated record. Bases 1 to 3186 code for a protein of 1061 amino acids. The transcript has 2 exons. Gene Ontology annotation, molecular function: L-glutamate dehydrogenase (NAD+) activity.